This is a messenger RNA of Arachis ipaensis, 405 nucleotides long. The record is from RefSeq and is a predicted model, not a curated record. Lineage: Eukaryota; Viridiplantae; Streptophyta; Magnoliopsida; Fabales; Fabaceae.
AUGGCUGCUACUAUGCAGGCUACGGCUACGGCGUUAGGAGAUCAUCCCGGUAAUAGGAACGGGGGUAAUGGAGGAAAUGGGCCGAUGACCUUAGCAACCUUCAUGAAGAUCAAUCCACUAGUCUUUAGAGGAACCACUAAUCGAACGGAAGCUGAUAAUUGGUUCAAGGCAAUGGAACAAGCGCUACAAGUGCAACAAGUGCUGGCAGAGCAUGUGUGGAGUUUACCACUAACCAGAUGGUGGGUAAAGCUCAGCAUUGGUAGUUGGAAGCCCGAUGCCUACUACAUUAAGACGGCCAAGGAGCUCGAGUUAUUGCAGUUGAAGCAGGAUUCAAUGUCGGUAUCUGAGUACACCAGUCAAUUUGAGGAACUGUGUCGGUUCUCCAGGAUUUUUCAGGGUGCUUGA